Messenger RNA from Drosophila nasuta, 2709 nucleotides. Its product is annotated as putative mitogen-activated protein kinase kinase kinase 7-like. The transcript is spliced from 11 exons. Gene Ontology annotation, biological process: protein phosphorylation; immune response; JNK cascade. The coding region runs from base 459 to 2411 and encodes 650 amino acids. The record is from RefSeq and is a predicted model, not a curated record. Gene Ontology annotation, molecular function: MAP kinase kinase kinase activity; ATP binding. Lineage: Eukaryota; Metazoa; Arthropoda; Insecta; Diptera; Drosophilidae.
UCUUAUCUGCCAAUUUGUUUUUCAAAUUGUAUAAACUACAUAAUAGAUGCCUGAAGAAAAAGUACAUGAGUCAGGCAAAUGAUUUAGCUGCUCGUAUAAUCAGCAUGGUACUUAUCUAAUCUCACAGAAUAUUUAGCGAAAUGGUUAUUUUGAACACAUCGUUCUGUGUUUUUCGAUUCGCGGGUAAAAAUUGCAGUGAAAGUGCGAUCACUAUUUAGAGAACAAUGAGAAAAAGAACAAGUUGUAAAAUAAAACCGAAAUAAAAAAAUUAAAAAUCUAAUAAUUACAAAAUUAUUGUGUAUCGUAUGAUAAAAUUCGCAAUCUUGAAUUAUUUGUGUUAUGCAAUAUAGAUCAGUUUGUAUUGAAAUAGACAGAGUGUCUUUAAAAAUUAACAAGAAAAGAAAUUCAAGUUUCGGUAUACUGUUUUUUCUGUAUAACACAUAACGUUCUCUUUAAGCAUGACGCGUAACAUAGAUUGGAAUGAAUUGAUUGUCGAUAAUCAGUGUAUUGGAUCAGGUACUUUCGGUGAUGUAUACAAGGCGACAUGGAACUCAAAUAAUGGUCAAAUAACUGUCGUGAUUAAACAAUUUUAUCGUAACUCAACUGACGACAAAAAUAAAAAAGAAGUCGACAUGCUAUCGCUGGUCAAUCAUGAUAAUAUUGUAAAGUUAAUAGGUACUACAAAAGAUGAGAAGGAAAGAACGGCCAUUGUAAUGGAAUACGCAGAGUGGGGCUCUCUUCAUAGCUUCCUGCACGAUGAGGAAAAUAAGAACAUCAUUUUACCACAUUCACUGCGUAUUAGCUGGAUGCUGCAAUGUGCGGAGGCCAUUAAAUACCUUCAUGAACUCAGUCCGACAAUUCUUCAUCGUGAUCUAAAACCAAGAAAUCUACUGCUUUUUAAUAAUUGUCGAACAUUGAAAAUAUGUGAUUUUGGCACAGUUAAGGAGCUGGAAACCAGUAUGUCUUAUGCUGGUACUGUUUGUUAUAUGGCACCAGAAGUCGCUAGCACCCACUCAUACACCGAAAAAUGUGACGUAUAUAGUUUUGGUAUUACAUUUUGGGAAGUAAUGUCAAGAAAGAAACCAUUCUACCACUUGGAAGUAAGUGUUGAAAUAGCCAUUCAAUUUCAAGCUGCCACAAAAGGAAUUCGACCACAUUUAGAUGACAUCCGGAAUAUUCCAGAAUACGAGCAGAUAAUAGAACUUAUAGUACUCUGUUGGAAUGGAGAUGCAGCUAAACGACCGACAAUGCAAGAAAUAAUAAGUAAUAUUAAUAAUUUGUACCCAAUUUUGGAUGUGGAAGAGCCUAACUUAAGUCUGAAAAUACCAGACAAAAAUGAAGUUAUCAGAUUGAUUGAUGAAGAUAUGAAUGCAAUUCAGAAAAAUGAAUGGACAAAUAUUACUAUAGUAGAAAAGCUCAUUUGGUAUGGUGGCUUUGGAGAAGUGUAUAAGGCUCUCUGGAAAACUGAGAAGGGACCAAAGAUAAUUGCAGUUAAAAUAUAUAGACCUACUUAUUCGAUCAACUCAGAAAAAUUAAAAAUUUAUAGUUUACAACUAAAGCAUGAGCAUAUUCAAAAAUUAUAUUGUCUAUCCUUUGAUGACAAUAAUCGACCUAUCGAACUUAUGGAGUAUGCCGAUUGCGGAACUCUCGAUAGUGCUGUGCAUGAUUGUACAGUGAAUAUUGUUAAUAAUGCAUAUGAAAUGUUUUCUUUAAUGUGGAUGUUGCAUUGCGCGAAGGGUCUCAAAUUUCUGCAUGAUCAAAACGUUAUUCAUCGGGAUAUAACUACAAGGAAUCUGCUUCUUUUUAACAAUUAUCAAACCCUAAAGAUUGCACUAUCUGAAACAGUGAGGACAGAGGGUACAUCAAUAACAAAAAUGGUUGGAAAUUUAAUAUAUAUGGCUCCAGAAUUAAUCAGAGGGAUGGAAUACACCAAAAAGUGCGAUAUCUAUAGCUUCGGGAUAAUGCUGUGGGAGGUGAUGUCACGAAAGAAACCAUUCUACCACUUAGAAUUAAGUGAAGAAGUGGCAAUUCCAUUUUUAGCUGCCACAAAAGGAACUCGACCACAUUUAGAUGACAUCCGGAAUAUUCCAGAAUACGAGCAGAUAAUAGAACUUAUAGUACUCUGUUGGAAUGGAGAUGCAGAUAAACGACCGACAAUGCAAGAAAUAAUAAGUAAUAUUAAUAAUUUGUACCCAAUUAUGGAUGUGGAAGAGCCUAACUUAAGUCUGAAAAUACCAGACAAAAAUGAAGUUAUCAUAUUGAUUGAUGAAGAUAUGAAUGCAAUUCAGAAAAAUGAAUGGACAAAUAUUACUAUAGAAGAGCUCAUUUCUUAUGGUGCCUUUGGAGAUGUAUAUAAGGCUCUCUGGAAAACUGAGAAGGGACCAAAGAUAAUUGCAGUUAAAAGAUAUUGACAUCAUUAUUCGAUCAACUCAGAAAAAUUAAAAAUUUAUAGUUUACAACUAAAGCAUGAGCAUAUUCAAAAAUUAUAUUGUCUAUCCUUUGAUGACAAUAAUCGACCUAUCGAACUUAUGGAGUAUGCCGAUUGCGGAACUCUCGAUAGUGCUGUGCAUGAUUGUACAGUGAAUAGUGUUAAUAAUGCAUAUGAAAUGUUUUCUUUAAUGUGGAUGUUGCAUUGCGCGAAGGGUCUCAAAUUUCUGCAUGAUCAAAACGUUAUUCAUCGGGAUAUAACUACAAGGAAUCUGCUUCUUU